GCAGGUUUCAGCGCCUGGACUUUGUCUACCUCAACGCUGGGAUCAUGCCCAACCCGCACGUGAACUUCAAGGCUCUGUGGCACGGUCUCCUCAGCGGGAAGGUGCUCCACAUGCUGACCACCGCAGAAGGCAUCAUGACCCAGACGGACAGGCUGAAUGGAGAUGGGCUCCAGGAGGUGUUUGCUACCAACCUCUUUGGACACUUCAUGCUGGUUCGUCAGCUUCAGGCUCUGCUCUGCGGUAACGAGAAGCCCUCGCGACUCAUCUGGACCUCCUCCAGCAAUGCCAGGGAGUCUGCCUUCAGCCUCUCUGACUAUCAGCAUGCCAAGGGGCAGGAAUCAUACAGCUCCUCUAAAUAUGCCACUGACCUGACAAGUGUGGUUCUGAACAGGAAAUUUAAUGGCCAGGGUCUGUAUUCCAGUGUUGUUUGUCCUGGGCUCGUUAUGUCCAACAUGACCUACAGAAUUUUGCCCAUUUUUCUGUGGAAGCUGCUAAUGCCCAUCAUGUGGUUGAUCCGAUUUUUUGCCAAAACUUAUACUCUGACACCCUAUAAUGGAGCAGAAGCUCACGUGUGGCUGUUCAAGCAGAAGCCAGAGUACCUGGAUUCUCUUGUCAAGUACCACAGCUGCACUUCUGGGCUGGGGAGAUGCUACGUGGAGCCUCGGAAGAUGGAUGUGGAUGAAGACACUGCCGAGAAAUUUUACCAGAAGCUGCUGGAGCUGGAGGAGCAGACUCUAGAGAAAUACCGUGAUCUCUUAGAUUAAGUAAAGCCAUCUCAGUGGGGUGAGAGUCUUGUAUCAAUGACCUGGGAUUUCUUCAUUCUGGUGCUACCUGUGGUGCCAGCAGGCACACGGCUUCAGACGCAAUCAAUCUUCCUUCUCCACAGAAGGUGAACAGUUCCUGAAAAUGGAAGUGUGAAAACUGAAGAGAAGUGCUUAGACCUUUUGCUAUGAGAUUUUUCUUUAGGAGAAACUGGAGACCUCGAGUAGGCAGAGUCUGUCUUCACACAGUUGCGAAGCAGUGUCUUGCGAAAGCGUGACCGAGCUGUGCGUGGCUCGGGAGCAGCCUCGAGCCCUGUGCUUUCCAUCUGGCUCAGGGCAGCACAGGCAGCACCCUGGGCUGCUGCCCUGCAUCCUGCCUCUGCUGGCGUUUGUGGCUGGCUCAAACACAUCUCCUGUGGCUGAUCCUGAUGUACUUGAAGGCUCACCUUCAGCAGAGCUGCCCUUGUUCACGGAACUGGGGCUGGCUGUGCAGACCUGCUCAGCAAGCUGGAGCCUCUCUGGCAGGCAGGGUCUGGCCAGCAGCUGAACCCAAGCUCCUGAGGAGCUGGCCUGAGGAGCACACGCCUGCCUCAACUGUGAGAACAGAUGCCUCGCUGUCCCCUGGCUACGGGCACUGGAGGGUUUUAACCAUGACUGGCUUGAAAGGAUGAUGCUGACCUGGACUGGGGGCCAGUGUGCUCUGUUUAGAGCAAGAGUGAGAGGUUACCAUGUUCUUUUACCUAUUUAACUCUUUUUAUAUAAAUCUGUUGUACCAACCAUUCUUCCUGUUGUUUAUCUGGGGACCUUCACCAAGUACCUGCCACCAAGUAACUUCAAGUGCUGUAAUGAAUAAAUGACUGAAACUGGUUUGUCCUUGA
Molecule: messenger RNA, 1639 nt
Organism: Cyanistes caeruleus (blue tit)
Lineage: Eukaryota; Metazoa; Chordata; Aves; Passeriformes; Paridae
Source: RefSeq, a predicted model, not a curated record